ACCUGUGUGCAUGCCAGAGAGCAGCUGUGGUUUAGAUAUUAAGACUGUCUUUCCAAACAGCAUAAGAAGUAAUUGAGCCACAAGUAUCCUGGAGGAAGGGCUCCCGUGGGCUGUGAUGUGAAGAGAGGAAUCACCAGAUAAGAGAGCAAGGUGUUGGGCAGUGCUGUCGGGGAUGGCAGGAUUUGUAUGAAGUUUAAAGCAGACCCGGGAAACAAGUCCAGGGAAAGAAGAGGGACCUGCUGAAAAUGAGAGUUUCAGUGUUCUGGCUCAUCUCUUUCUUCAUGAUCACAGAGGGCCGUGAUGGUUUCCUGGGGAGAAAUAAUGGCCUCAGAACAAAAAGAGAACUCAUUGUGAAUAAGAAAAAGCAUGCAGGCCCAGUGCAGGAAUAUGAGCUGCUGCUUCAGGUGGCCUAUAGAGAUUCCAAGGAGAAAAGAGACUUGAAUUUUCACAAGCUUUUGAAGCUUCUAUCAUCACGGUUACAUGGGCCAAUAAAGAUUAUCAGAGCAAAGGCGACCACAUACUGUGGCAAUGAGAAUGGGGUUCUACGGUGUGCCUGUGAAGAUGGCUAUACCUGGUUUCCUCCCUCAUGCCUUGAUCCCCGGAAAUGCUACCUUCGCACGGCUGGAUCACUCCAGAGCUGUGACUGUUAUCUCAACAACCUCACCCAGAGUGUCAAUUUCUGUGAGAGAACAAAAGUUUGGGGCACUUUCAAAAUUAAUGAAAGAUUUACAAAAGACCUUUUGAACUCAUCUUCUGCUAUAUACUCCAAAUAUACCACUGGAAUUGAAAUUCAGCUUUUAGAAGCGUACAGAAGAAUUCAAGGUUUUGAGUCAGUUCAUGUCACUCAAUUUCGAGAUGGAUGCAUCACUGCUGGGUAUGAAGUUGUUGGCUCCAGCAGCACAUCUGAGCUGCUGUCAGCCAUUGAACAGGUGGCUGAGAAGGCUAAAGCAGGCCUUCGCAAGCUGUUUUUACUAGAAGACAACUCUUUCAAAGUAUUCAGGAAAGUCCAGUGUAACAACAUUGUUUUUGGAUUUGGAUUUAAGAAUGAUGAGUAUACUCUUCCCUGUAGCAGCGGCUACAUUGGAAACAUCACGGCCAGGUGCCAGCCCUCUGGGUGGCAGGUCAUCAGGGAAACAUGUGUGCUCUUUCAGCUGGAAGAACUGCAGCAGAAUUUCAUUGUGAUCGCAGGCAAUGCCACCGAGGCAGCCGUGUCCUCCUUGGUGCGAAAUCUUUCAGUUGUCAUUCAACAAAACCCAUUAAUCACAGCUGGAAAUCUGGCUUCGGUGGUGUCGAUUCUGGGCAAUGUCUCGUCCCUGUCACUGGCAAGACAUUUCAGGGUAUCCAAUUCAACGAUGGAGGAUGUCAUCGAUAUAGCUGACCAUAUCCUUAAUUUAUCAGCAGUAACCAGUUGGACAAUAUUACUACAGGAAGAAAAGCAUGCCGGCUCACGGUUGCUGGAGACACUGGAAAACAUCAGUGCUCUGGUACCUCCAACAGCUCUGCCUCUGAAUUUUUCUCAGGAAUUCAUUAACUGGAAAGGGAUUCAAGUGUCCAAUAGCCAACAUAAGACAGGUUACAGCUAUCAGACUGAAAUAUUCCCCCCAAAUACCUUCACUCCCAUCAGAGCCCAUGUGUUAAUUGGGUCAGACCAAUUCCAGGGGUCCCUUCCAGAAACCAUUAUCAGCAUGGCCUCAUUGACCCUAGGGAAUGUUCUACCCAUUACCCCAGAUGGAAAUGCUCAGGUCAAUGGGCCUGUGAUAUCUACGAUUAUUCAGAACUAUUCUGUAAAUGAAAUUCUCCUGAUUUUUUCCAAGAUAGAGUUAAACCUGAGCCAACCUCAUUGUGUGUUUUGGGAUUUUAGUCAUUUGCAAUGGAACGAUGCAGGCUGCCAUCUAGUGAAUGAGACUCCAGACACGGUGAUGUGCCGGUGUACUCACCUGACCUCCUUCUCUAUGCUGAUGUCACCCUUUAUCCCCCCUGCCAUCAUUCCUGUUGUGAAAUGGAUCACCUUUGUGGGACUGGGCAUCUCUAUCGGAAGUCUCAUCUUAUACCUGAUCAUUGAGGCUCUGUUUUGGAAGCAGGUUAAGAAAAGUCAAACCUCUCACACACGUCAUAUUUGUAUGGUGAACAUAGCUCUGUGCCUCUCGAUUGCUGAUGUUUGGUUUAUCGUUGCUGCCACUGUGGACACCACGGUAAACUCUUCUGGAGUCUGCAUAGCUGCAGUGUUCUUUACACACUUUUUCUACCUUUCCUUGUUCUUUUGGAUGCUCAUGCUUGGCGUCCUGCUGGCUUAUCGGAUCGUCCUCGUGUUUCAUCACAUGGCCAUGCCUUUGAUGAUGGCCGUCGGGUUCUGCCUGGGCUAUGGGUGUCCUCUCAUUAUAUCUGUCAUCACCGUUGCGGCCACACAACCUAGCAACGGCUACAUAAGGAAAGAUGUGUGUUGGCUUAACUGGUCCAAUGGGAGCAAACCCCUCUUGGCCUUCGCUGUUCCUGCACUGACUAUUGUGGCUGUGAAUAUGGUUGUGGUGCUCUUAGUUCUCACAAAGCUCUGGAGGCCCGCUGUUGGAGAAAGCCUAAGUCAGGACAACAAAGCCACUGUCAUCCGCAUGGGGAAGAGCCUCCUCAUUCUGACCCCUCUGCUGGGGCUCACCUGGGGCUUUGGCAUAGGAACAAUGGUGGACAGCCAGAAUAUGGCGUGGCAUGUUAUUUUUGCAUUGCUCAAUGCAUUCCAGGGUUUUUUCAUCUUAUGUUUCGGAAUGUUCUUGGAUACUAAGCUGCGACAACUGCUGUUCAACAAGUUGUUUCCUUUAAGCUCUUUGAAGCAACAAUCAAAGCAAAAUUCAUCAGAUUUAUCCACCAAACCCCAAUUCCCAAAAUCUUUCAACCCAUUGCAACACAAAGGCACUUAUGCAUUUUCUCAUACCGGAGAGUCCUCAAAUGACAUCAUGCUAACUCAGUUUUUAUCAACUGAAUAAGGCUGGGAACCAUAAAAUCAAGGAAAAAAUUUUGGAGCAACUUGAUAUUUAGAG
Messenger RNA from Pteropus alecto (black flying fox), 3029 nucleotides. RefSeq names its product adhesion G protein-coupled receptor F1 (gene ADGRF1). Gene Ontology annotation, molecular function: G protein-coupled receptor activity. Bases 246 to 2975 code for a protein of 909 amino acids. Lineage: Eukaryota; Metazoa; Chordata; Mammalia; Chiroptera; Pteropodidae. The transcript has 16 exons. The record is from RefSeq and is a predicted model, not a curated record. Gene Ontology annotation, cellular component: plasma membrane. Gene Ontology annotation, biological process: synapse assembly; neuron projection development; adenylate cyclase-activating G protein-coupled receptor signaling pathway.